CUCGGCAGCGAGGCCGGCCCGUCGCCCCUUCCCCCCACCCCCGCCGACCUUGCCGGCAGAAGCUUCCCGGAGCUCUUCACGCCGGCGCGAUGGCGACUGCUGGGGAGACGGAGGCCUCUCCGCCGACGGACGCGAGCUGGGAAAGUGGCGGCGGCGGGGACGACGAGAUGAAGCAGGCGCUUCCGGAGCUUGAGUCCUCCCCACAAAAUGGCGGCGGCGGCCUCAGCAUCGCGGAGCCCGGCGGCGGCGCCGGGCCUGAGGAGACAGCAGCGGCCUCGGCCGCCCCGAGCGUCAGCCACGAGCAGACUCAGGACUCGUCUGAGGCGGGCGCGGCCGCUGUGCCCAAAGGCCCCGAAGAGCCCGAAAGACCCGUUAGGAGGAGUUUUCAGAUCCCCAGGAAGAGCAGAGAAAAGAAAGCACUUUUUCAGCCAUUAACUCCAGGCUCUCGAGAAUUUGAAGACGUUCUAAAUAUUCUCCAUUCAUCUUACCUUGAACCAACCUCAGUAACAAAUUUUAACUACAAACGUGCUUGCUUGAUACAUAAUGAACUUUUGGAAAAGGAGUUCACCGAAAAGCGAAGAGAACUGAAGUUUGAUGGUCGUUUGGAUAAAGAACUUUCGGAAUCCUAUGCAUUUCUUAUGGUUGAUCGAUAUCAGGUGCAAAGCAUAUGUGAAAAAGGAUUACAGGUGGGCCAGUCCAAAAUAACCAUUCUUGGCAGUCCUUCCAUGGGUAUCUAUCUUUCUAAGUAUGCUGAUUUAUUACAAGCUAACCCUUUGGAAGCUGGGGCAGUGGGCGAUGUUGUUAUUUUUAAAAUAAUGAAGGGUAAAAUAAAAAGUUUGGAAUCUAUAUUAAAUAAAAGUGCUUUGGACCCAACGCCGAAACAUGAAUGUCACGUGUCAAAGAAUGCCAAUAGAGUUACAUCACUUUUGGCUUACAGAGCCUAUGAGCUUACCCAGUAUUAUUUUUAUGAGUAUAUCUUUGAUGAACUCAGGCGAAGACCAAGACAUGUGUGUCCAUAUGCUGUUGUAUCUUUUACUUACAAAGAUGAUAUACAAACUCCGAAGUUUGUACCUUCAUCAAGAUCUAACAGUUUCAAUGCAGAUAGAAACACUGACAAAUUUAACUACACCUUGUGGAAAGGACAGCUUUUAAAUAAAGGGAAGCUUUUGUGUUAUAUUUCUCUGAGGUCAACCACUCGUGCUUUUUUGCCUAUCAAGCUUCCCGAAAAGUUAGAUGUUGAAACAGUUAUGAAUAUUGAUCAUCUGAAACAGAAAAUCCCUCCGGCGCUGUUUUAUAAGGAAACAUACUUAGGUCCAAGUGAAGUUUUGAAGAAUGGAAUGUAUUGCAGCCUUUAUGAAGUUGUAGAAAAGACAAGAAUUGGAAGUAACAUGGAGAGUUUACUACAAAAACUAGAGAAAGAAAAACUUGUUCUUGUUAAACCUUUGGGAGACCGAGGAUACCUAUUUCUUCUCUCUCCUUGUCAAAUGGUUUCUCCAUAUGAACAUCAGACUGCCAAGUCUCGAGUCCUGCAUGCUUUAUUUCUAUUUCAAGAACCUAGAGGCAUAGUUACUUCACAAAAAGGUUCAACUAAUGCAGCACCACAGAAGAGACAUGAGAGCAUGACAGAUGUAUUAAAAAUAACUCAGUUUUUACAGUUUGCUUUGAUUCAGUGUCGAAAGGAAUUCAAAAAUAUGAAUACUAUAAAUUUUCAUUCUGUUGUUGAAAAGUAUGUAAAUGAAUUUUUUAAGCGAGGUUUUGGUUCAGGUAAACGAGAGUUUAUCAUGUUUCCAUACGAUUCACGAUUAGAUGAUAAAAAAUUCUUAUACUCAGCUCCAAAAAAUAAAUCCCAUAUUGAUAAUUGUUUGCAUGCCUAUAUUUUUCGGCCUGAAAUGUAUCAGUUACCAAUUUGUAAAUUAAAAGAGCUUUUUGAAGAAAAUAGAAAACUUCAACAGUUCAGUCCACUUUCAGAUUAUGAAGGCCAAGAAGAAGAAAUGAAUGGUACAAAAAUGAAAUUUGGAAAACGAAAUAACUCAAGGGGUGAAACUAUUAUACCUAGAAAGCACAAGUCCUCUCAUUCUUUGGAUUAUGAUAAGGAUAGAGUCAAAGAAUUGAUUAAUUUAAUUCAGUGUAGGAAAAAAAAUGUGGGUGGGGACUCAGACACAGAAGAUAUGAGAAGCAAAACUGUCUUGAAGAGGAAGCUUGAGGAUCUACCUGAAAAUAUGAGAAAGCUCGCCAAAACCAGUAAUUUAUCUGAAAAUUGCCAUCUAUAUGAAGAGUCUCUGCAGCCUAUUGGCUCUCUUGGGCAUGAUGCUGAUUUGAGACCUCAGCAGCAAGAUACCUCUAAUUCCGGUGUUGCUGACAUCCAUCGGCUGUUUAACUGGCUAUCAGAAACACUAGCAAAUGCACGUCAUUCUGAUGCAUCCUUGACAGACACAGUCAACAAAGCCUUAGGAUUGAACACUGAUGAUGCCUAUGAAGAGUUGAGACAAAAGCAUGAGUAUGAGUUGAACUCUCCCGCAGAUAAGAAAGAAUAUGAGCAGUCUACUUGUGCAAAAAUUGAAAAUGUGCAUUUUAAGGGUACUCAGAGCCCAUUGUUAGAAAUUGAUACAUCAUUGUUAAAGUAUCCUGUUGCUGUUUCUACCAGUGAAGUAGGCACUGACCAUAAACUACAUUUGAAAGAAGAUCCAAAUUUAAUUAGCAUGAAUAAUUUUGAAGAUUGCAGUUUGUGUCCCACUGUUCCCAUUGAACAUGGAUUCCGCAGACAAUCUAAGUCAAAUGAUGUUGAAGAGACUGAAAUACAUUGGAAACUGAUUCCAAUUACAGGAGGGAAUGCAAGAAGCCCAGAAGACCAGCUGGGGAAACAUGGUGAGAAACAAACACCAGGUAUGAAAUCACCAGAAGAACAACUGGUGUGUCUGCCACCACAGGAGGCCUUUCCUAACGACCCCCGGGUAAUAAGUAGACAGAGAAGUUCUGAUUACCAGUUUCCAUCCUCUCCAUUUACAGACACACUAAAGGGCACCACUGAGGAUGACGUGUUGACAGGUCAGGUGGUGACAGUGGAGGAGCAGUGUGUGCCAGCAGCAGAGCCACCAACAAUGAGUGAAACCACAGAGAGGACAGUGUUAGGAGAGUACAGUCUCUUUUCUAGGAAGAUAGAAGAGAUUUUGAAGCAAAAGAAUGUUUCAUAUGUCAGUAGAAUUUCCACACCUAUUUUUUCAACACAAGAGAAGAUGAAACGGCUUUCUGAGUUCAUAUAUUCUAAGACUUCCAAAGCUGGUGUACAGGAGUUUGUAGAUGGCUUGCAUGAGAAACUAAAUACUAUUAUUAUCAAAGCAUCAGCCAAGGGUGGGAAUUUGCCACCAGUCAGUCCUAAUGAUUCUGGUACUAAGAUAGCACUGAAUCCUCUGGGAAAGCCUGUCAUCCCAAUUUCCUCAAGUGACUUCAACAAUAAACAGCUCCUUGAACCACUUUGUAGUGAUCCUUUGAAAGACACCAACUCCAGUGAGCAGCAUUCCUCUUCAUCUUUGGGUUUAACCGAAGUAGAAGUGAACCAGCCACACCAUGCCACAGAGAUAAUGGUGACUUCUGACCAUACUGUACCUGGUGAUACUGUACGGGAACCAGUAGAAAAAGAAACAACAAAAUCGCCCAGUGAUGUAAACAUUUCUGCCCAACCAGCUCUUUCAAAUUUUAUAAGCCAGUUAGAACCUGAAGUAUUUAACAGUUUGGUUAAAAUCAUGAAAGAUGUCCAGAAAAAUACUGUGAAAUUUUAUAUUCAUGAAGAAGAAGAGAGUGUGCUCUGUAAAGAAAUAAAGGAAUAUCUUAUCAAAUUAGGCAAUACAGAAUGUCAUCCAGAACAGUUUUUGGAAAGAAGAUCAAAAUUAGAUAAACUAUUGAUUAUUAUUCAGAAUGAAGACAUUGCAGGCUUCAUUCACAAGGUACCUGGCUUGGUGACUUUAAAGAAGCUCCCUUGUGUUAGUUUUGCUGGUGUUGAUAGUCUGGAUGAUGUUAAAAAUCAUACAUAUAAUGAAUUAUUUGUAUCUGGAGGUUUUAUCGUGUCUGAUGAAUCCAUUCUAAAUCCAGAAGUUAUCACAAUUGAAAACCUUAAAAAUUUUUUGACAUUCCUCGAAGAACUUAGUACUCCGGAAGGAAAAUGGCAAUGGAAAGUCCACUGUAAAUUUCAGAAAAAACUAAAGGAAUUGGGCAGAUUGAAUGCUAAAGCUCUAAGUCUGUUGACGCUUCUGAAUGUCUAUCAGAAGAAGCAUCUGGUUGAAAUUCUGUCGUACCACAAUUGUGAUUCACAAACUCGAAAUGCACCAGAAUUGGAUUGCCUCAUCAGACUUCAGGCUCAGAACGUACAGCAAAGACACAUAGUCUUUUUAACAGAAAAGAAUAUCAAGAUGAUUUCCAGUUAUACAGAUAAUGGAAUAGUGGUUGCAACUACUGAAGACUUUAUGCAAAACUUUAAAAAUCUUGUGGGCUAUCACAACUCAAUCACAGAAGAAAACCUUCCACUGCUUGGUGCUAAUGAGAAUCUUGAGUCGCAGUCAGCUCUUUUAGAAAACGAUGAAAAGGAUGAAGAGGAUAUGUCUCUGGAUUCAGGGGAUGAAAUCUCACAAAUAGAAGUAUGCAGCAAUUUUCAUUCAGAAAUAUUGGCGAAAGAGACCAAAGGAUCACGUGGAACAGAUCAAAAUAAGAAUAUUCAAAUUGAGUUGCAAUCGUCUCUUGACGUGCAAAAAAGUUUAUUAGAAGAUAAGACUUGUCAGAUUGAUUCUGAAGAGAGAGCUUCUGUUGCUCUAGUGUGCUCUGAAGGAGAGAACAGCAGUUCAACUGAACAAGAUGCAUAUAGCAGCUUUCAGGUUUAUCACAGUCAAUUACAUAUGUCCCAUCAGUUUAGUCAUUUUAACGUUCUCACUCAUCAGACAUUUUUGGGGACACCAUAUGCCCUUUCAUCAAGUCAGUCUCAAGAAAGUGAAAAUUACUUUUUAUCUGCUUAUACUCAAAGCUUGGAUAGAGAUAAAUCUCCAUCUCCAUUAAGUUGGGGGAAAAGUGAUUCUUCCAGGCCGUUUUCAAAAGAGAAAUAAUUAUAGUAAUUUUUUUUUUUUGAAACAGGUUGUUAUGGACUUUGUUUCUUAUAAGUGAAAUAACAAUUUAUAUUUCAUUCUCUAAACAAAAGGUUUCUUGUCCUUUCUCAAAUGUUUUUUUUUCCUUUUAUUUAAAUCAUGAUGGCCUGUAACAGUUGAAGCAUCUGAAAAUUGAAAUAAAUAUAUAUAUUUUUAACAUAUAUUGUACUUGAAUUAUCUCAUGUUGGCACUUUUAAGUUUUACAUUUAUAAGUCACCUGUACUUAGACUUCAAAUUGAAGCCUGUUUUAUACAUAAAAUUAGAUAUUUGCAAAACCAUAGUAAAUAACUUUUCCCCCCCUCUGUCAGGAUACCAGCUACUUUUGCUGAAAUGACAUAUCAGUCAACUAUUGUAUUUAUUUUAAGCUUUUGUAUAGUGUUUUUAUACAGGUAUAAGCCAGUGAUGUCAAUAAAUAUUUACAGGAUUUGGCUCAAUACCUCAAGAUUUAAGACCUAGGACUUAAUACCAGGCAGCAUUAUUUUUAUCUUUAAGCUUAGCCAUGUAAAAA
Lynx canadensis (Canada lynx) is the source of this 5634-nucleotide messenger RNA. RefSeq names its product transcription activation suppressor (gene TASOR). NCBI's taxonomy places the organism in Eukaryota, Metazoa, Chordata, Mammalia, Carnivora, Felidae. Gene Ontology annotation, biological process: negative regulation of gene expression, epigenetic; protein localization to heterochromatin. Gene Ontology annotation, cellular component: heterochromatin; nucleoplasm. Gene Ontology annotation, molecular function: chromatin binding. The record is from RefSeq and is a predicted model, not a curated record. Bases 90 to 5087 code for a protein of 1665 amino acids. The transcript is spliced from 24 exons.